This is a messenger RNA of Lymnaea stagnalis (great pond snail), 5011 nucleotides long. NCBI's taxonomy places the organism in Eukaryota, Metazoa, Mollusca, Gastropoda, Lymnaeidae. The record is from the annotation of a GenBank genome assembly.
CUUGUGUGUGUUUAAGAUACCAUCUGAAAUCUAUGCCCUGCUCGGAAGCUGUAGUGUGUUGGAGAACUAUCAAAUCUUGCAGCCAAGUGCUGGCUGCCAGCUUUCACCACCAAUGACCUUUGAACUAUCUGUUGGUCAUAGUGCCUUGCACUGUCGGAUGUCUGCCAAUGUUUGAGAUUCUACUCACCUAGUCCUGCUAGUCUAGUGAUUUUCAAGGCACUUUAGGCAUUUUCUACUCUCUUCUCUAGCCUUAUAUUCUUUCCUUCGCAGCUUUGAAGUUCUAGUGGUCAUCAACUGUUUUAGAAUUUAAGUACUAAUUUUACUUAAGUGUUCACGAAACAUGCCUGCUGGUAAGGAUACAGUAGACAAGACGGGAUAUGAAGUUAAAGGAUAUUCCUUAAAUCAGAACGGAGAUGCGAUAAAGUCUGACCAGAUCUAUGGUGGUCCAGUAUCUGAUGACCAACAGGUUGGUAAAGUUGUUAAAAAUAGCUUUUUUUUUUUUUUAUGGCAUGGACUAAAUAGAGCUCCACAACUGCGGCACAUGGUUUAACAUGGGUGGCGCGAGGGCAACAGUCCUCAAAGCGAAUGGAAAAUUUGAGAAGAUAAUCUACAUUUUUUGAAACAUAAUGUAGGGCAUGAACGUUUCAACUAAAAAAGUCUUCCAUUUCAUCUCAUUUGUUGACAUGAUCACUUGUGUUGUUUGGACCAUGCGAGAUUUUCAAUAGCAUACAGGUAUAGCUUUUUAAGUAAUUACUUUUUCGCAUAAAAAUAAAUAUGUCAACUUGACACAUGAACGUCAUACUCACAUACGUCAAUGAAAGUUGCUGCUUUUAUGUGUAAACCAUAUGUGUAUGUUUUAUUACAAGACUUUUUUUAAAUUUGUUUGAAUGAUGAAUUUUCUUUGUGUUAAAUCACAACAGUGUAUGCGUACAGAAUUUAAAUUUAUAAUAAAAUGACCCCUUUGAACUAGAUGAAAUGACUCCUUUAAAAUAGAUGAAAUGACUCCUUUAACAAAGAUGAAAUGACCCCUUUGAACUAGAUGAAAUGACCACUUUGAACUAGAUAAAUGACCCCUUUGAACUAGAUUAAAUGACCUGUUUUAACUAGAUGAAAAGACCCCUUUGAACUAGAUGAAAUGACCCCUUUGAACUAGAUUAAAUGACCUCUUAAAACGAGAUGAAAUGACCCCUUUGAACUAGAUGAAAUGACCCUCUUAAAACUAAAUGAAAUGACCACUUUAAACUAGAUAAAAUGACCCUCUUAAAACUAGAUGAAAUGACCCAUUUGAACUAGAUUAAAUGACCUCUUAAAACGAGAUGAAAUGACCCCUUUGAACUAGAUGAAAUGACCCUCUUAAAACUAAAUGAAAUGACCACUUUAAACUAGAUAAAAUGACCCUCUUAAAACUAGAUGAAAUGACCCAUUUGAACUAGAUAAAAUGACCCUCUUAAAACUAGAUGAAAUGACCCCUUUGAACUAGAUGAAAUCAGCUGUAUAAACCAAUUGCAAGCUUGAUAGAUUUCGUCUCUGUUGAUUUGAUGCCUUAAAAAGGGACAUUUCUUUGACUUGUAUAUGACGAAUGAAAUGGGGGGGGGGGGUGGUUGAUGGCAUAGAAGAUGUGCCACUAGUCUAGCAGAAGGGCAUGUUAAUGCACUAUCAAUAGGAAUUAUACUAAGGAAGCAUUUAAAUUGUUUGGUACAUGUCAUUGUGCUUGCAAUAACAAGUGUUGCUUUGCAUUGUUUCAAUAGCGUUGUGUCGUUUGAGAACCGCCGUGAGUCUGAUUGGACCGUGAUUAAAAAUUCGUUUGAGAACACAGGACUUAAUUGGGACUUUUAGUUGUAUCAUGUUUUAUGAUUUAUUUUGUCUGCUGGUAAAGCACUUGUCUGAUAGGCUGCUACUGAUUAGACAUAGUUUUUAAAACGAAAAAAUUAACAACUUAUUUCAUUAAGAAAAGGUUUUCUUCUGUCAAAUAUCAUCUUUUUUGUUCACAAACAAAAACUAUUCAAUACAUCUUAGGACAUCAUGCAUUUGUUUUUGUCAGUUGUGUAUACAACAAGUAGAACUCACAAUUUAAUAACAAAAUGCAUUUCCAUUUAAAAAAGUUUAAAAAAUGACAAUAUGAGGCCAACUAAUUGUUAAACAAUGCAUACUUGUUCUAUUCGUGUUUACUAUUGGAGUGUUUGAAUGUAGCUCUAUCUGGUAAAUAAGCAGUGUUUAUUUUUUUUUUUUGUUAAGCGUUUAAAGAACUCUUAAUGGUGCUACUAGAAGAUCUCUCAAAGGUUCUACCAGAAGCUCUCUCAAUGGCGCUACUAGAAGAUCUAUCAAAGGUGCUACCAGAAGCUCUCUCAAUGGCGCUACUAGAAGAUCUAUCAAAGGUGCAACUAGAAGAUCUCUCAAUGGUGCAACUAGAAGAUCUCUCAAUGGUGCAACUAGAAGAUCUCUCAAUGGUGCAACUAGAAGAUCUCUCAAUGGUGCAACUAGAAGAUCUCUCAAUGGUGCAACUAGAAGAUCUCUCAAUGGUGCAACUAGAAGAUCUCUCAAUGGUGCUACAAGAAAAUCUCUCAAUUGUGGUACUAGAAGAUCUCUUAAUGGCACUACUAGAAGAUCUCCCAAUGGUGCAACUAGAAGAUCUCUCAAUGGUGCAACUAGAAGAUCUCUUAAUGGUGCAACUAUAAGAUCUCUCAAUGGUGCUACUAGAAGAUCUCUCAAUGGUGCUACUAGAAGAUCUCUCAAUGGUGCAACUAUAAGAUCUCUCAAUGGUGCUACUAGAAGAUUUCUCAAUUGUGGUACUAGAAGAUCUCUUAAUGGCACUACUAGAAGAUCUCCCAAUGGUGCUACUAGAAGAUCUCUCAAUGGUGCAACUAGAAGAUCUCUCAAUGGUGCAACUAGAAGAUCUCUCAAUGGUGCUACAAGAAAAUCUCUCAAUUGUGGUACUAGAAGAUCUCUUAAUGGUGCUACUAGAAGAUCUCUCAAUGGUGCUACUAGAAGAUCUCUCAAUGGUGCAACUAUAAGAUCUCUCAAUGGUGCUACUAGAAGAUCUCUCAAUGGUGCAACUAUAAGAUCGCUCAAUGGUGCUACUAGAAGAUCUCUCAAUGGUGCAACUAGAAGAUCUCUCAAUGGUGCAACUAGAAGAUCUCUCAAUGGUGCUACAAGAAAAUCUCUCAAUUGUGGUACUAGAAGAUCUCUUAAUGGCACUACUAGAAGAUCUCCCAAUGGUGCUACUAGAAGAUCUCUCAAUGGUGCAACUAGAAGAUCUCUCAAUUUAGCAACUAGAAGAUCUCUCAAUGGUGCAACUAGAAGAUCUCUCAAUGGUGCAACUAUAAGAUCUCUCAAUGGUGCUACUAGAAGAUCUCUCAAUGGUGCUACUAGAAGAUCUCUCAAUGGUGCAACUAGAAGAUCUCUCAAUGGUGCAACUAGAAGAUCUCUCAAUGGUGCUACAAGAAAAUCUCUCAAUUGUGGUACUAGAAGAUCUCUUAAUGGCACUACUAGAAGAUCUCCCAAUGGUGCAACUAGAAGAUCUCUCAAUGGUGCAACUAGAAGAUCUCUUAAUGGUGCAACUAUAAGAUCUCUCAAUGGUGCUACUAGAAGAUCUCUCAAUGGUGCUACUAGAAGAUCUCUCAAUGGUGCAACUAUAAGAUCUCUCAAGGGUGCUACUAGAAGAUCUCUCAAUGGUGCAACUAGAAGAUCUCUCAAUGGUGCUACAAGAAAAUCUCUCAAUUGUGGUACUAGAAGAUCUCUUAAUGGCACUACUAGAAGAUCUCCCAAUGGUGCUACUAGAAGAUCUCUCAAUGGUGCAACUAGAAGAUCUCUCAAUUGUGCUACUAGAAGAUCUCUCAAUGGUGCUAGAAGAUCUCUGAAUGGAUCUACUAGAAGAUCUCUCAAUGGUGCUACUAGAAGAUCUUUCAAUGGCGCUAUUAGAAGAUCUCUCAAUGGUGCUACUAGAAGAUCUCUCAAUGGCGCUACUAGAAGAUCUCUCAAUGGUGCUACUAGAAGAUAAAAAGAAUUCAACAAAUACAACCCAGUAUUCUACCAGAUUUGUUUUCAUGUUUUCUCAGAGUUUGUUUCACUUAUUUCCAUUGUUGUAACCUCAUUGCAGUCACUUGUCCUAUUGUAUCUAGUACAUCUUGCUUGUACUCCUAGUUUUUUAAAAAAAAAAAACGUUUGUGUUUGUGGUUAAGUCCACUUUAACAUCAUACGUAUGAUUUCUUUUCAGGGGUUCUCAAAACCAGUUGUCCCUAUCAAUGAUGAGGAAGAAGAGGAAGAAGUAGAUAUAUCUUGUGGUGUUGGGAGUCUUAGGACCAAAAGAUUUGGCACACGCUUUGCUAAUCUCUAUGUGUUCGCGGCAUGCAUGGGGGUAUCCGCUCUCUUCUCUGGCAUGGUCCAUAGUGUCAUACAUGUUCAGGUGAGUCAAAAGUAGGAUACAUUUACAGGUGAGUCCAUGGUGUCCUACAUGUUCAGGUGAGUCCAUAGUAGGAUCCAUGUAUAGGUCAGUGGUUGUCUACAUUAAGUGAUAUGAGGUAUGGGAUUGGUCUGCCGAUUGUCACAUGCAGGUGCGAAGUUCACAGCAUGGUACAUACAUAAUCUGAUGCCACUGCAAUGUACCCAUGUAGAUACAUUAGUUCUAUGUUUACAAUAGAUUUUAUUGGAUUAUUGCUUUGAAAGAUGUAAGUUUGCAUUUUACACUUUUCUGAAAUUACUUAUUCCCGGAUUUAUUCCACUAAUUUAUGUCAAUUUAACCAUUAGAUUUAACCAGUACCAAGAUAGCUUUUGUAUUUUAUGGACGCUACAUGCUGGAACACAAGGGUCAUUGUCCACAAGUAGAACUGACAAGUUUUUCACUCUAAUUUAUGUAUAUAUCAUUAACUCGAACAUUGUUCCCAUGUUACAGCUGACAUCUAUAGAGAAGCAGUUCAACAUUGACAACUCCAAGGCAGGUCUGUUUGACACGGUAUCCAGGGCUGGGCACAUGAGCACUAUUUUAUUUGCUGGACAUUUUGCAAAGGUACGAUGA